Messenger RNA from Strigops habroptila (Kakapo), 795 nucleotides. It is a transcript of the gene ATP5IF1, whose product is annotated as ATP synthase inhibitory factor subunit 1. Gene Ontology annotation, cellular component: mitochondrion. Lineage: Eukaryota; Metazoa; Chordata; Aves; Psittaciformes; Psittacidae. The transcript is spliced from 3 exons. Gene Ontology annotation, biological process: negative regulation of ATP-dependent activity. Bases 289 to 633 code for a protein of 114 amino acids. Gene Ontology annotation, molecular function: ATPase inhibitor activity. The record is from RefSeq and is a predicted model, not a curated record.
GGCACGUGACGACGGCGAAGCGCUAUUAGGCCCCGCCCUCCUCACCCACCCCCUCCACGACCCGCGGCGCGUCCUGAGGGGACGGAGCGGGGACGGAGCGGCCCCGGCCCUGCCCGGGGAAGGGGGGAGCUCCCGCCGCCCGGGUGCGCUCUGUGCGCUGCGGACCGGGAGCCGCAGCCGGGGAGGGAGAAAGCGGCGGCGGCGGCGGUGGUAGCGGCUGCGCAGGCGCCCGCCGUGACGCGGCGGGGGGCGGGUCCCGUCCGUGCGGCGCUCCAAGGGCAGCGGGCGAUGGCGGCGGCGGCAGCGGCGCGGGGCGGCCUGCGCGGGGCCCUGGUGCUGCAGCAGCAGCGCUGGAGCUCGGGCUCGGGCGCUGACCAGCUGGGCGAGCUGGGCAAAGGCGCCGGGAAGGGCGGCGGCGGCGGCGGCGCCAUCCGUGAGGCCGGUGGUGCCUUCGGGAAGAAGCAGGCGGCUGAGGAGGAGCGGUACUUCAGGGAGAAAGAGAGGGAACAGCUCUCUGCCCUGCGGAAACACCAUGAGGAGGAGAUCGAUCACCACCAAAAAGAGAUAGAGCGGCUGCAGAAAGAAAUCGAGCGUCAUAAGUAUAAGAUCAAGAAGCUUAAAGACGAUAACUGAGCCGACGCUGAAUGUACAUGGCCAAUGCUGAUUUGUGGUGUAAAACAGCGUUGAAGACUGUAUGCUUUGGCCAAUGUUAUCCAAAUUAUUCCAAUUAUACUGUGGCCUGCAACAAUGUCAAAUAAACUGCUCAGUCUCUCUUCUCUGUUCGGUAACUAUUUA